AUGCACGAAGCAGGUCUGCGCGAGAGCCAGGCUACCGAGGUGGAGGACAGCAAUGGCUCCCUGUCAUCAGAUGAGGAGCUGGACACUUUGGAGUACGCCAAAAGUCUGGCCUUCAAACAGUCCAUACCCAAGAAAAGCAUCAGUCAGAUCAUCAAGGACAAGAAGAAACAGACUCAACUGACUCUGCAGUGGCUUGAGGAAAACUACAUUGUAUGUGAAGGUGUCUGUUUGCCGCGAUGCAUCUUGUAUGCCCAUUACUUAGAUUUCUGUCGCAAGGAAAAGCUGGAUCCUGCUUGCGCAGCUACUUUUGGCAAGACGAUACGACAGAAAUUUCCACUGUUAACCACCAGGAGACUUGGCACGAGGGGGCAUUCAAAGUAUCAUUACUAUGGCAUUGGCAUCAAAGAGAGCAGUGCCUAUUAUCACUCAGUGUACUCUGGAAAAGGCCUAACCAGAUUUUCUGGAAGCAAGCUCAAGAAUGAGGGAGGAUUCACACGUAAAUAUUCCCUGAGUUCAAAAACUGGAACUUUGCUGCCAGAGUUUCCAAGUGCCCAGCAUCUGGUGCUGCAUGGAUCCAUAUCAAAAGAAAAGGUGGAUACACUGAUCAUGAUGUACAAGACCCAUUGCCAGUGCAUCUUGGACAAUGCCAUCAACACAAACUUUGAAGAGAUCCAGAAUUUCCUGCUGCACUUCUGGCAGGGAAUGCCGGACCAUCUCCUGCCCCUCCUGGAGAACCCCGUCAUAGUGGACAUCUUCUGUGUCUGUGACUCCAUCCUCUACAAGGUUCUCACUGAUGUUCUCAUCCCCGCGACCAUGCAGGAGAUGCCUGAAAGCCUAUUGGCAGAUAUUCGCAACUUUGCCAAACACUGGGAACACUGGCUAGUGUCAUCUUUGGAAAAUCUUCCAGAGAUUUUAUCUGAAAAGAAGCUACCCAUCGCACGGCAGUUUGUGUCCUCCUUGAAGCGGCAGACGUCAUUCCUACACCUCGCCCAGAUUGCCAGACCUGCACUAUUUGACCAAAACGUGGUGAACUCGAUGGUUGCCGAUAUCGACAAGGUGGAUUUACACAGCAUCGGCUCUCAGGCGUUUCUUACCAUCUCCACCAGUGACAAAGACCCAGACCUCUACUCCGAGUAUGACUCUGUGGCUGUGUUCCAAGACUUGAAGGACCUCCUGAAAAAGAAUGCUACGGUCGAGUCUUUCAUUGAAUGGCUGGACACUGUGGUUGAGCAAAAAGUGAUUAAGCCAUGCAAGCAAACUGGGCGGUCCGUGAAAAGGAGAGCUCAGGAUUUUCUGCUGAAGUGGAGCUUCUUUGGAGCUCGAAUCAUGCAUAGUCUCACACUGAACAAUGCUACAAGUUUUGGGUCUUUUCACCUAAUUCGAAUGCUCCUAGAUGAAUAUAUUCUCUUGUCUAUUGAGACACAAUUCAACAAUGACAAGGAGCAAGACCUUCAGAAUCUUUUGGAAAAAUACAUGAAAAAUGCAGAUGCCAGCAAAGCAGCCUUCACGGCAUCCCCAAGUUCCUGCUUCCUGGCCAAUCGAAACAAGCCUAAUACUUUCUCUGGCGAUUCGUCCGUUAAAAACGAGUUGCAUGGGGAACACCAGUUCAUGUCCCUCAGUGGAGUCCAGCAGCUUCUAGGGCAGAACAUGGUGGUGUACCAAGGCACCGAGGCGGAUGGAUUCACCCUCCCUGGUCAGCUGGACUUCUCCCAGAGCAGCGGCCCGCUCAUGACGCCCCCGGUCUCCCCAGCGCUGGUCCACAGAGGCAGCGUCAUCAACCAGGCUCCAACCAUGGCCACUCGCCCCCAGGCCAGCACCACCACCACCAACACCACCACCACCACCUGUCCCGCCCAGCCCCACACCCUAUGCCAGACCCCCUUCCCAGAGUCCCUGUACCAGAGUCUCCCGCUGUCCAACGCUGCUGCCUUCUACCCAGCCUCCUCAUCCGCCACCUACCAGCCGCCCUUCAGACCCCAGGGACAAGGACCGAUCGCUCCAGCCGUCUACCCGCUGCGGUCUGAUGCGGGGCGCUACACCACCUUUGGCGAGCAGCCAGUGACUAAGGACUGCUUCAGCACCAGCUGUGCAGCAGCGUCGUACAACCCGAGGGGCGCGGUGGGAUAUGACGCCGCCCCAGACACGGUCGCGGUGGAGGCACAAGGGGCGCCGCUCCUGGACGCUGGAGGGUACAGCUUUAUCAACAGCGGGCUGAAUGGAGGAGGCUGCCAAGCCCUGAGCUACGCUAGCACUGGAUCAAGCGGCUACUAUGGCGGCGGUGGUUACCAUGACAGCCAGAGGAUGGGUUCCAUGGUGGAGCACGUGUCGGUGAUCAGCAGUGUGAGCUCCAUGCGCUCCCUCCAGCCGUACACUGACAUACACGACCCCCUCAACCUCCUGGACGACCCCGGCAGGAAGCCCGCCCCCCCGCCGUACUACAUCGAGCAGGCCUCCUUAGUCACACGCACCUCUGGAGCCUCCUCUGCGGUCCCAGCCAUCCCCUCCUCCAUCUCCACUCACUGCAUGUACGGAGCCGCCUCCCAGUACCCUUCCCACGAUGCACUGCUUCCGCACCAGGACUCCUCGCAGGUGCGGGAGAUGGUGUCCUCCCUUCCCCCCAUCAACACUGUCUUCAUGGGGUCAACGGGCGGCCCUGCGUAACCAACGCGCCAAAUACUCUGUCCUCCUGACUUGAUCCAGUCUCAGCACAGCAGGUGAGACCCCACAUGGUGUUUGCUGUUCAGGUAACCGUCUGCCUGCUAAGGGCCGAUGGGUAACACAGUAACUAGCAUUUUUGACUGUAUCUGGUAACUGGUUUCCAGGGCUUGACUGGUCAUCUGGCAUAC
Molecule: messenger RNA, 2846 nt
Organism: Engraulis encrasicolus (European anchovy)
Lineage: Eukaryota; Metazoa; Chordata; Actinopteri; Clupeiformes; Engraulidae
Gene: rfx6
Product: regulatory factor X, 6
Exons: 19
Coding region: 1-2661 (886 amino acids)
Biological process (GO): regulation of transcription by RNA polymerase II
Molecular function (GO): RNA polymerase II cis-regulatory region sequence-specific DNA binding; DNA-binding transcription factor activity, RNA polymerase II-specific
Source: RefSeq, a predicted model, not a curated record